Molecule: messenger RNA, 4036 nt
Organism: Gigantopelta aegis
Lineage: Eukaryota; Metazoa; Mollusca; Gastropoda; Neomphalida; Peltospiridae
Product: gamma-tubulin complex component 4-like
Exons: 16
Coding region: 69-2108 (679 amino acids)
Biological process (GO): microtubule nucleation; cytoplasmic microtubule organization; spindle assembly
Cellular component (GO): gamma-tubulin complex; spindle pole; centrosome
Molecular function (GO): gamma-tubulin binding; microtubule minus-end binding
Source: RefSeq, a predicted model, not a curated record
GGUUUUUUUACCCGCCUUGUCAGGAAAACUUGAAAAUAUAAUGAUUAAAUUCAACAGAACAGCUGGGAAUGUUGCAUGAAUUGUUACUAGCGUUGUCUGGUCAUGGGGGUGGUUUGUUUAAAGAUUGCGGAGAGGGACUGAAAGUGCUGGAGGGUUUGCCAUUUAUUCACCCAUCAGAAGUGAAUGUGUUAAAUCAACUUUGUCGACUUGGCACCUACUUCCGAGACUUUUCACUCUUCAUUGAUAAAUAUGGCUCUGCUCUUAGCUUCACUAACACAGGUGAUGACAGUGAUAGUGUUCUGCUGCAUGGUCUGUACCUGAAGGCGUUGUGUACGGGACUGGACCGAGUGUUACAGGACUACCGCCAGGUGCUGCUCUCCCUCGAGUCCCAGGUGCUUGCCGACCCUCACCUUGGUGUCACUCAUGUGCUCUACACCUUACAGGAGUAUAAGCUGCUGUUUCCUGCUCUGGCGUCUGUUAUUGACCAGAUUGUCUCCCAUAAGGCUCAUGGCUGCUACAUUCUGGACAUUCUACACAAGGCAUCAUCAAGUGGGUUUCCUGUUGUCAAGCAGAACUUGACCAGAAUCCUCCAUGUUUGUCACGGAGUCCUGUUCAAGCAGCUCGGAGCCUGGCUGCUCCAUGGCAAUAUGCACGGACGAGAUCCAUACAACGAAUUCUUUGUACAGCCCAGCUCGGGUGAGGUGGUCCUCAGUGGCGACACCCAGAAUGACGACGAAGAUGUUUUGGGAAUUAUGGGAGUCACUGGACGCCAGCUGCAGCGUCUAAUGAACCUAUCAUGUCUGGAAACGCCCAGUGAGUCAUCGUGCCAGUUCUGUGUUAAAGCGGAUCUUCUUCCUUCAUACAUCCCUCAACGGGUAGCCAACAAGAUCCUGUUUAUUGGAGAAUCCAUCCAGAUAUUUGAAAAUGACAAACAGAAAGUACAGUCUCAUAAAACGGAUUCCAUAUUAAAAGACCGAGAAUGGGAAUUUGCAAAGGAUCUUCACGAGUUGUCAAAACAACCAGAAUUCAACUGUAUGGCAUUUGAAGCUUUAAUUGACCAGAUCAGAACUUGUGUCUCUGAGCGUCUCUGGACAUUGGUGGUUAAAGAGUCGGGUCUUGUGAGCCAUCUGAGGAUGGUCAAAGAUUUCUACUUGCUGGGUCGUGGAGAGCUCUGUGUGGCAUUCAUCGGUCAGGCUGGCCAUCUCCUGGAAACCCACCCCACGGCAACAACAGAACAUGAUAUCAACAUGGCGUACCAGCAGGCAGCCAGAAGUGUCCAUCUCGAAGAGGAGAGUUUCAUUCAACGAUUUCAUCUUACUGUAGACACAGCAACAAAACCAAAUAAAAAAAGUUCUCAAACUGAUAAACUUACGAUUGCUCCAGUAGAAACUGGGUGGAGCAGACUCAGUCUUUCCUACUCCGUGCAGUGGCCACUGCAUAUAUUUUUCACCCCGGCUGUUCUGGAAACAUACAGUCAUAUUUUCCGCUUCCUCCUGGCCGUGCGUCGCACUCAGAUUCACCUUCAGCAGUGCUGGUCUCUGCAGAUGCAGAAUAAAACAUCGAACGUGAAGCAGGAGGAGGCUGCCAUUUGGCAACUGCGGACACACCUGGCGUUCUUCAUCGACAAUCUCCAGUACUAUCUCCAGGUUGAUGUCAUAGAGUCUCAGUUUGGAAUUCUGUUGGACAAGAUUAAUAGUACUCAGGAUUUCGAAGUCAUCAAGGUUUUACAUGAACAGUUUUUAACAAGUCUCCUCUCCCAGUCAUUUGUGCACAUGAAGUCAGUGUCCAGUUGUCUGUAUGAGAUAUUUGCGCUGUGUACGUCGUUUUCCCAGCUUCUUGUGUCGGCUGAUGUCACACUGUCCACUGGUCAACUCUCUCACAUCCAGACCAUCACCACAAGUUUCCAGCGUCAGUCGAACCUGCUGUUUCGAAUUCUGUCAAGUGUCAACAGUCACAGCUCGAGUCCACACCUCGCACAGCUCUUGCUGAGACUGGACUUCAACAAAUACUUCACAAUCUCUGGGGGACAGCUUGGAAGUGUUUACAACAGUCUGUCAUCAGUUGCCAGUGAUCAGUCCAUUUCCAGUGGGUCAUCGUUUCGUCCUUAAAAUAAAGACGUUUCCUCAACACUUUCCUAGGAUCCACUGUGCUGUUAACGUUUCCUAGGAUCCACUGUGCUGAUAACGUUUCCUAGGAUCCACUGCUGAUAACAUUUCCAAGGAUCCACUGCUGAUAACAUUUCCAAGGAUCCACUGUGCUGAUAACAUUUCCAAGGAUCCACUGUGCUGAUAACAUUUCCUAGGAUCCACUGUGCUGAUAACAUUUCCUAAGAUCCACUGUGCUGAUAACAUUUCCUAGGAUUUACUGUGUUGAUAUCAUUUCCUAGGAUCCACUGAUAAUGUUUCCUAGGAUCCACUGCGGAUAACAUUUCCUAUUAUCCACUAUGCUGAUAACAUUUCCUAGGAUCCACUGUGCUAACAUUUCCUAGGAUCCACUGUGUUGUUAAUGUUUCCUAGGAUCAGGGCUAGCUCUGUCACUCAACAAUUGCAAAUUUUAAACACAACUGGCGAAUUUUAUUUCAAUGUGGCGAAAAGAUUUCAUGCUGUGGUUGAUAUUUUGUUGACAAUAAUGGUGAAUUUCUGCAAUUUUUGGAGUUCAUUAAAUAAUUUGGCAAAAUUUUCUAUACACCCAGAAACUAGCCCUGCCUAGGAUCCACUGUUCUGAUAACAUUUCCUAGGAUCCACUGUUCUGAUAACAUUUCCUAGGAUCCACUGUUCUGAUAACAUUUCCUAGGAUCCACUGUUCUGAUAACAUUUCCUAGGAUCCACUGUUCUGAUAACUGUCGCCUACAAAGAGCUGUAUAAAAAUUAAAUAUCAAAAACACUUACUACAGCUUGACACUUUUGUUUGAAUUAUUUUUGUAUUUUUUCAUAGUGUUCAUAAAAUGUGAAAUAUUCCAUUAAGUAUCUGGGUGGGGUUUUUUGUCUGUUAUAUAUAUAUAUAAAAAUUUUUUAUCCCACUGCUCCUUUUCUUUUACUCCUUUUAAUUCCAUCUCAUUUCUUCCCAAUAUGGCAAUUCAACUUCACAGUCCACCUCCACAUCCCACUCCUUGUCUCUCCAUCUGCAACAGGUGUUCGUCUCCUGUAUCAUGUCAUUCCCCAUCAGCUUUUAGCUGUGGGCUUAGUCUGACCACUUCAUAGAGUGUUCAGUAGUUACUUCUGGCAUUGUUUAGAGGCACUUGUAAUCACCUACUAUACUCUCCUACUACCAGCAGUCAUUACUCAGUGCCAUGGGUCAGACUAGCUUUAUUAGCGGCAAAGGACGAAGAUGCCAGGUGGGUGCAGGGAAGUACACAGAGAGGAAACUGUAUUUGCAGCUGUGACCUUGAUUUUGACCAAAUAACUGCAUGCCCUCUACCUCGAAUUGUCAUAAUCGGACCCAGCACCCAACCCCCCCCCCCCCCCCCCCCAAAAAAAACCCAAAACAACAACAACAAACAAAACAAACAAAACAAAAAACAAACAUUAAAAUAUGCCAAUUAGUUACUGAGAUUCCCCGCUUGGUCUGCCUGGUGGUGGCCAUUUUGAAAAAGGCCUGAAAAGGGGGUUGCAGGACUAAAAAAAUUCGGACCCUAAACUUUUCUUUUAUUCUGAUCUGAAAUGGUACAAAACCUGCAAAAAUAAAGUGUUAACAAAAAUCCUACGGAAUAGUUUUCGUAUAUAUCAGCCUGUACCACUAGGAAGGACUUGACCAGCACCUCCACCCCCACACCCUGCCCGUCUCGUACGCUUAUGGCGUAAUGUAACACUAAUGACCUGAGACGUGAUAAAUACAUCUAUCGAAAUGACCCACAAGCAAAGCGGUUGUAAAGAAAUUGAAAACAUUUAAUGAAUAAAUAUUAAUUCAUGUGGGUACAUUGCAGUGUUAGGAAGCCAGUUGAAUUCGACAUUUUGAUUAUCGUUACAUGUACAUGACUAUUUUGUCAUCGUAUAAGUUGCCCAUAUUGUUUAUAAAAUAAAUUAUUACGUCUUUAAAA